AUGGAGGAGCCGCCGCUCCCGCAGCUCCCGCAGCUCCCGCAGCCCGCGGCCCCCUCGGGGGACGCGGCGGCCCCGCCGCCCCCACCCCCCGCAGACGGCGAGCCCGCGGCCGGCCCCGAGUGGAACAUCCCGCCCAACGCGCCCGCCUGCAUGGAGCGGCACCUGGAGCGCGUGCGGUACCGCGCAGACGGGGCCCUGCUGCUCGGCGCCUCCGGGCUGAACGGGCGCUGCUGGGCCGGCUCGCUGUGGGUGUUCGCCGACCCCCGGCGCGCCCCCAGCGAGGGGUUCUGCACGGCCGGCGUGCAGACCGAGGCGGGGGUGGCCGACCUGUGCUGGCUGGCGGACAGGGGCAUCCUGGUGGCCUCCGACUCCGGUGCCGUGGAGCUGUGGGAGCUGGAGGAGAACGAGACCCUCAUCGUGAACAAGUUCUGUAAAUACGAGCACGACGACAUCACAACGUCGGUGUCGGUCCUGGCCGGCAGCACCCAGGCUGUCAGUGGGGGCAGGGACUUCUGCGUGAAGGUCUGGGACAUCCCUGAGCAGACAGUGCUGCACUCCUACAGAGCUCACUCGGCGGCAGUGACAUGUGUGGCUUCCUGUCCUGGUAAGGACACUGUGUUCCUGUCCUGUGCUGAGGACAACAGAACUUUACUCUGGGACACCAGAUGCCCUAAACCAGCUACCCGAAUUGUUUGCAGUGCCUGUAAUUACCUCCCUACCUCAAUCAUGUGGCAUCCACAGAAAAGUGACAUCUUCGUUUUGGGUGAUGAAAGUGGAACAGUUGCACUAGUAGACACAAAGAAUCCUGACUCUGCCCUCAGUGCCACCGUGCACACCCGGAGCAUCACGGGGUUUGCAUUCUCUGCACACAGUUCACCCUUACUGGCUUCGAUCAGUGAAGACUGUUCAGUUGCUGUUCUUGACUCAGACCUUUCAGAGGUGUUCAGAAACCGUUCUCAUCGAGACUUUGUAAAAGGCUUGUCCUGGUCUCCUUCAGACGAUGCCUUGCUCACUACAGUUGGAUGGGAUCAUCAGGUUUUACAUCACACUGUCCCCGUACCGACUGGUGAAACUUCUGGAGUCAACUGUGUAAAAGAAUAGUUUUAUAAACUCAUGGUCCGAGUUCCUUCCUGGCAUCACUUUGAUUCUGCUGAAGUCGAAGGUGUGUGUGAAUUGGAGCGGGGAUGGUCUGUUGUGUGGCUAAGAAGGUUCCUGUAGUAAUUUUGAAUUAGGCCUAAGUUAGUUACAAAGCAAGCUUUGCCCUCUCCUCAGGAGUGCUUCUAUAAUAGCCAGGAAAAAAAAAAAAAAAUUGGCUUCAGGUACAGAGGAGACUUGGAGAGAUGGGGAAUUAGGGGUAAUGAAAAAUAAACUUAAGUCAAAAAGACUUGAUUCCUCCCUCAGUUCUCCAAACCACCCAUAGGUGUGAGAGCCUUGCCCUUGAGCAAAGUUCUUUGCUCUGAAUGUUAAUUUUUCCCAGUGGGAUGGGAAGACACGUUCCAAGUCAAAGACUAGAAGGGUUCCAGUGUUGUCCUUAAUGCAGCACUUGGUUUAGAGCAUUGGGCUUCAGUACCAGUGUGGAUCCUGUGGUGAGCACUGGUUGUGCACUGGUAUCAACACCGGUGCUUGGUGUCAGGGGUCUUGUACACUGUAAAAUGAGGCUCCCAGCUGUGGCCCUGUAAUUAAACACCUUUGUCAUGGUGCUGAAAUCCUGGGACCUGUGAUGCUCAGCACGUGCUUGGCCCCAGGGCCAGUUAAAGGGACUGAAAGCCAGAAGUGAGCAGUUGCUGUGCUGUUUUGACACCGUAUUUCAUCUCCUCUGGGCUGAAGGCGACUUAACUCAAAGAUAAGACCUGUGAACAAACGGUUUCUGUAAGGGAAAAACUGGACUAAGGACUUCAGUUGCCAUUUGCUUGCUCCUGUAACAGACUCUGCUUAGUGAUAAACCAGACUCCUCGUGCACUUGUGAUGAGUGACUUCUGUGCCAGCGACUGGGGGGACACAACAUUCCCAGAAUCCCCAAAACAGACUCCACAUAACCCCUAGAGGUGGUUUUUUUGUCAUAUAUCACAUCCAUUUCUAACUAAACUGUUUCCCUGGAACAUAUUUAACUGAGAAAAAAAACCCCUGUCAUUGCUCUGCAUGAAUUGCUGCUGCUCUAGAUAUGGCUUGGUCUGGCCUAGUAUCUCCUAGACAGAAUUAAGCAAGUCCUGACUAAUGAAACAAAAAUACUGUUGAAAUGAAUGUUAACCACUGGUUCUUUAGCAUGAUAGCAACACUUAAAUGUACACUGCUUCCAGUGUUUAUCCCUGCAUACUUAUAGGUUUAGUUGUGCAAAGCCCACACUUAAUUUUUAGGCAGACUAAGCUUUCCCAGGCUCUGGACUUUUCUCAUAGUCUUUGUAAACCUCGCUGCUUUUUUAAUUCCCGUGUCAUGCAGGUGUUUACAGAGCAAACCUCCUGUUCUAGAGCAGUGUAUGACAAGGAAAAUGAUGAUAAAAACUGACACGUUUCCUCAAAAAAUACCCUUGGAACCACAGAGUUCCCUGUCGGGGACCUCUGAUGCUGUACUGAAACAGGUCUUGUGCUGGUUCUGAAAAAGUUGUCUUGGAAGAUGGUUUUUAAAUAAAUCACAGUUUUCAUUUGUAACUGGGUUUCAAGUUUCACUGGGCCAGUUCUGUAGCACUGAAGAGCCAGCUGAGAUCAUUCUCACUGUUGAAGUUGUGGUUUCAGUCCCUGAUAUUAAAACUGUUCUUAAAUAAAUUAUCACUGUAUUCCUGUUUAA
This is a messenger RNA of Myiozetetes cayanensis, 2781 nucleotides long. It is a transcript of the gene WDR77, whose product is annotated as WD repeat domain 77. Gene Ontology annotation, cellular component: methylosome. Gene Ontology annotation, molecular function: protein binding. The record is from RefSeq and is a predicted model, not a curated record. Gene Ontology annotation, biological process: oocyte axis specification. Lineage: Eukaryota; Metazoa; Chordata; Aves; Passeriformes; Tyrannidae.